Molecule: messenger RNA, 837 nt
Organism: Macrobrachium nipponense
Lineage: Eukaryota; Metazoa; Arthropoda; Malacostraca; Decapoda; Palaemonidae
Product: methionine aminopeptidase 1D, mitochondrial-like
Exons: 4
Coding region: 25-669 (214 amino acids)
Biological process (GO): proteolysis
Cellular component (GO): mitochondrion
Molecular function (GO): metalloaminopeptidase activity
Source: RefSeq, a predicted model, not a curated record
CUUCUAUUUUUCCUGUAGGCAGGGAUGACAACUGAAGACAUAGAUGCACUUGUCCAUAAGAGAGUAAUUGAGAGUGGAGCAUAUCCAUCACCACUGAAUUAUCGGGGAUUUCCAAAGAGUGUUUGCACAAGCGUCAAUAAUGUGGCAUGUCAUGGAAUCCCCAAUAAACGGCGACUUGUAGAUGGAGACAUUGUUUCAGUGGAUAUCACAGUAUUCUCUAAUGGAUAUCACGGUGACUGCUGUGAAACGUACUUAAUUGGAAACGUAGAUGAAGCUGGUAAGCACUUGGUGAAUGCAGCGCGCAGAUGUCGGGAUGAAGCAAUAGCCAUAUGUAGGCCAGGAGUUCCAUUUUCUGAUAUAGGUGCAAAAAUAGAGGAGACAGCUCAAAGGGAAAAUGUGACACUGGUCCCUUGCUUUACUGGUCAUGGAAUUGGACAGUAUUUUCAUGGUCCACCUGAUAUAUACCACUGUUAUAAUGAUUACCCAGGGACAAUGGAGGAAGGAAUGACCUUCACAAUUGAACCAAUAGUAGCCCAAGGAUCAGAAGAGGUUAUCAUUUUAGAAGAUGGUUGGACAGCUGUUAUGCUUGACAAUGGGCGUGCUGCUCAGUUUGAGCACACUAUUCUUAUCACAUGUAAGGGUAAUGAAAUUUUGACUCAGUACCAUUAAUUAAGAAUUGUGUAAAUGUUGAAAAAGAAAUUUUCUGUAAAUAGUGGCACAUAGCCAAAAUAGAUAACUUACCUUUGUCACCAAGACAUUUAAACCUAUGUGGAAUUAUUCUGAUUUACUAAUGUUGCAUUUUAAGAUUAAAUCCUUUUCAAUAAAGAUAAGUCAAAA